UUCCCUGGCGAACCGAGCAAGAUAGCUGACCUGAUUGACAACUGGGCUCUGUUCGUAAAGCUUGCACAGAAUGAAGAGUGGAAACCGUCUAGCGUUGACUACUUCUUGUCUCAUUGUAAGCUGGAAGGGUGCACUAGCGGGCUGACAAGCUCGAGCCUCGAGAGGUGCAAUAGCACCAGUUUCAUUGUAGCCAAAGAGUCUGCUUUUCUUCAUGGUCAAGACCCAAGCAGCCCAAAUAAUGCCGUGCCAACAUACGUCAUUUAUCGAGAGCAUAACAGUUUCUUGGAGGUCGCCUACUGGAUGUUCUUCCCGUAUAACUACGGGAAGCUGGUCUGCGUUGGACUUUAUAGUGGAUGCCCGCCAUGCUCGAGAGUUUGGGGCAAGUGUCCCAAAGUUUGCCCACAAGAUUGCAUUGGAGGAUAUUCAGCAUUUGGGCACCACGUUGGAGACUGGAGUGGGAGAAAGUUUAUGUUCGUUUCCAAAAAGUCAACGCCGACUACCAGAUCUACUCCAUUUACCUGUCGAUGCACAACAGCGCGCAAUUACAAAAAAGUUUGGUGGUGAGUUUCUCUGGCAAGGUGGUUAGUUUAAGAGGGGAGAUAAAACCCUGGCAAUGUUUGAAGGUACUCACGCAAUAGUCUUCUGUGCCGCAGGCUCACAUGGGAUGUGGCCGGAUACUGGACGACACGAAUACCUGAAGCUUUCAAACGGAUACGCCCUGGUAGACCAGACCAGCAGCGGUACAAGUUGGUACACAUGGGAAUAUUUGAAGCCUGUCCAGUACGAUCCUAG
Messenger RNA from Porites lobata, 792 nucleotides. The record is from the annotation of a GenBank genome assembly. Lineage: Eukaryota; Metazoa; Cnidaria; Anthozoa; Scleractinia; Poritidae.